AGGAGAGACAGGUAUAGUGUGAACUCUCUAUAACCCGGCUCUGAUCUCACACAGACUCCUGCCGUGUUGUGGAUUGUGACGAAACGGUCUCAUACGAGUGACUAUUGGUAUCUGAGUGUCUUUUAAGACUGAUUUUAUUCAGGUUUCUUCUCCGUCACUGUGAUUUAACAGCGGGACUCUCAUAGUGAAGGAUCGUCUGUAAAGAUGGCUGAUCACUGGAACAGGGGACAUGGGGCUGUAGAUGACAUGCUGGAUGAAGAAAACAAACGCAUGGCUGACAAUCUGGCAACCAAAGUAUCUAGAUUGAAGUCGCUGGCAUUUGAAAUUGACAAAGAGGCUGACGAACAGAAUUCAUACUUGGAUGGCAUGGACUCAAACUUCCUCAGUGCAACUGGACUGUUGACAGGGAGCGUGAAGAGGUUUUCCACAAUGGUCCGCUCCAGCAGAGACAACCGAAAGAUUUUAUGUUAUGUAUCCAUAGGCUUGGUGUUGACAUUCUUUUUGCUUUAUUAUCUAGUCAGGAGAAUACAGAACUGAAAAAUAUUUAUAUAUUAUCUUCUCAGUUUUAUGAGAAACAAACAUGUGUGAAUGCAGUACUCUAUUCUUCAUGUUUACACAAAAACAGUUUUACUAAUGGGCUUGCUGGUUCUAAACCUGGUAUAUUUAAAGGGUGAAGUGAACUGAAAAUAAUUUCUUUAAGAUCUGUCUGUUGUUUUCCAAAAGACUUUAUAACUAUAAAAAUAUUUCUUUCAUGCAUUCCAAUCUUAUUACAAAAUAAAUUGUUUUUUAAAGACACUUGUUAUGCUUGAAAACAUAAUGAGUAUACCAUGGACCAAUUUCUGUUCUUCUAAAUGUUUUCUCUUUUGUGUGCAUACAUACAUGCUUGAUUUGAGUGUGAAUGCUUUGAUCUUAUAUGGCUGAACUUUAAAUCAAAUUGUUGAGUAUGUAGCUAAGAGUUAUGUUUAAUACUGAGAGUAGAUAUAGUAUAUAAGAAAAAUAACU
This is a messenger RNA of Astyanax mexicanus (Mexican tetra), 1002 nucleotides long. RefSeq names its product Bet1 golgi vesicular membrane trafficking protein-like (gene bet1l). Gene Ontology annotation, biological process: regulation of retrograde vesicle-mediated transport, Golgi to ER; retrograde transport, endosome to Golgi. NCBI's taxonomy places the organism in Eukaryota, Metazoa, Chordata, Actinopteri, Characiformes, Acestrorhamphidae. Bases 205 to 537 code for a protein of 110 amino acids. The record is from RefSeq and is a predicted model, not a curated record. The transcript is spliced from 4 exons. Gene Ontology annotation, molecular function: SNAP receptor activity. Gene Ontology annotation, cellular component: Golgi trans cisterna; SNARE complex.